Messenger RNA from Dermacentor silvarum, 811 nucleotides. Its product is annotated as piggyBac transposable element-derived protein 2-like. Bases 59 to 811 code for a protein of 250 amino acids. Lineage: Eukaryota; Metazoa; Arthropoda; Arachnida; Ixodida; Ixodidae. The record is from RefSeq and is a predicted model, not a curated record. The transcript is spliced from 3 exons.
UUUCGAAGGACGGAGCUGUGCACGCACGAUUUUCAAAGAGCAACAUCCUUCUUCAAAAAUGCCAGGGGAACGAAGUCUCACCGCUGAAGAGGCAUUAGAGAUGUUCUUUAGCCUACCUGACGGUUCGGAAAGUGAUGUGUCAAGUGAUUCGGGUGACGAGUUUACCGUACCAUCAACCUCGGCUUUGGCUCCGAUAGAGUCAUCAGAAAACGACGAAAACAUCGAACCACCGCCCAAGAAAAGACCCAAGAAGGCAUACGCACGAAAAAAGAAACCUAAGAAAGCGCGCGCUAAGCCCAUUGAUCAUGACAGUGACCAUGAAGAGGAAGAAGACGAUUCCCUAUCAGCAGGAUGGAUAGCCGGGCAGCCUUGCGACAUUCCAGUGAGCAUCACAGAAAAUCCACCCACAUACUCGCAAAAACUAAAUGUAGACUGCAGCGCAUGCGACGCGUUUUCUCUGUACUUCGAUGAAGAGGUGUGGAAGAUGAUUGUUGAGGAAACAAACCUCUAUGCUCUUCAAAGAAUGAUGCCAAACUGGCGCACGCUGACAGUGAGCGAGCUCAAGGCUUACAUAGGGAUGCUCAUUCUAAUGAGCAUUCAUAACUUGCCUCAAGUGUAUCUGUAUUGGAGCUCAGACAAGUUUUUCAAUCUUCAAGAAAUAUCCAAUCGUUCGACACUAACUACACCAUCAAUCUUAGAGACCGUGACCACUUUGCGUCCACAGCAGUCGGUGAAGCGGCUCCAGAAUUCAUCAAUGCCGGAGCACAUGGAGGCACGGGCUCCUGUUGUGCUUGAGCAGCUGGCCCUCUAG